Messenger RNA from Exophiala xenobiotica, 1805 nucleotides. RefSeq lists its product as uncharacterized. The record is from RefSeq and is a predicted model, not a curated record. The transcript has a single exon. Bases 679 to 1647 code for a protein of 322 amino acids. Lineage: Eukaryota; Fungi; Ascomycota; Eurotiomycetes; Chaetothyriales; Herpotrichiellaceae.
AUGGGGCCGAGACGGGAAGGGACCAGGGGGGAAGUUGUUGCUUAAUCACCUCUUUCGAAGUCGACUAUGAAUGUCAAUUCCAACCUGAGUCUGUCUGCAUAUCAGCUCAUGCACGUCCUUGCCAGUCCCCCAGGAGGGUGUGCCUACUCCUGCACCUGCCCGCAUCGCACCUGCUUCGACUUCGAUGCAGCCUUUAUGUCAAACUCACGACUCUUCGAUGCGGUGGCUAAACGAAGCUCGAAGCGCAUCCAGAGCUUGGGUGUAUCACCAUUAGUAGCACCAACAUCCUAUGAGGACGACAGCGCAAUGUCCUUCAGCCAGCCCCUCGCGGUCCAGACUUGCAAGUCUCUGCAUGAGUUCUAGGCGUAUGCAAAUCACCAAACAACAGGGCUAGUAACCGUGCCAACUCACACAAAAGUCUGACGCCACGCUCUCUUGAGGCGAUAUGCAUACAUUGACGGCGCUCAUUGGGUCCGCAUUGUGAAUCAGCUGAAAGUCUUGCUUCUAGGCACCUCCAGCAGAGCCGUGGACUAAGAGCAUGGGGCACAUAGCAAGUAUAAAAGGUGGCCAGGCGCCUGAGCUUUGAGGACCUCUCCAUCAAAUUCCAGAAAUUAUCAAGAGUCUGUCUUGCGCUGAUUGAUUGCCGUGAUCAAUUCAGCGCCCUCCGACCCCGACGCCAUGGCUCCAGACCAACCCACAGGGUGGCCCAGACGAGAGUUCUUCGACGAUAGAGACAAAUACUACGUUCCGAAGCAAUAUUUCGAUCUGACAAAGGUCAGCCCCUUGAAUCUCCGCCAACACAAAACGUAUGGUGCCUUCUUUCCCAAGACAUUUUACGAUCAGACUCCAGCAAAGACCAAACUCAACGGGGAUUGCUGGGGUACAUGUGUAGCGAACGCCACUGCUGCAGCUUUUGUUUACGAGUGGAAGCGGGCCGGUCUUCCAGCCGUUGACGCUUCUCGGCUCUUUAUCUACUUCAAUGCUCGCCAGAUAGACUUUGAAGCUUCCAAAGAUCCAUGGGAUGAUCCAAAAUCAAAGAAACCAAAGGGUCAGGGCUCAUAUAUCAGACUUGCAUUCAAGGCCCUCGACCAACGUGGAGUCUGCGCUGAAAAUGAUUGGACGUAUGACGAUGAGCACUUUGCGACGCAACCAACUAAGGAUGCCAUUGAAAAAGCCCUUGAGAAUCGAAUGAUUCAAUACUCCAGGCUUGACCCAGACCAGCCCGAAGGCGUCGAGAAAAACAUGACAUCUGAGGAGAAAGACAUCAUUGGGGCGAUGACACUGCUUCGUCUCCGCCAAUGCCUCGCAGAAGGGCAUCCAGUUGUUUUCGGUUUCCGGUAUUACUGGAAAUAUGCACCUUUCCAGAAGACGGACAAGCCAGGCUUUUGGACAUUGCCGGCCCUGCCCAGAAAGAACGGGCCAGCUUCGGACGAAGGAGGUCAUGCAGUUCUCGCCAUCGGCUUCGAUGACAAAGGGAAAAGAAUCCUUUGCCAGAAUUCAUGGGGAGAAUCUGUUGACGGCGCGCCUUUGUUCUACAUCGGAUAUGAUUGGAUCAAGGAUUUCGAGGCCACGAGUGAUUUCUGGAUGGUAAGGCUUGUGGAAAAGAAGGAGAAGCAGAAGCCGAACGCACGGGAGUCGCGUCUUUGAUUGAAACAGGAUAGGCAAGGCACGAAGGACGAGCGCAAGAUGGAAUAUGUUGAGGCCUCAUUACUGUGCCAAACGAUCUCUCGAGGGACUGAAGCAGAAUGCAAGAUGGACGCCCAUAUACUGUCGUUACGAUAUUCAACAAUGAAGUAGCAAUGAAG